AUGGAAUUUAAUGCCCAAAAAAGUGUGUUUGACUUGGUCAGACUAUCUUUUCCUUAAUAAACGGAAGAAAAUACUCUCAUAAAUUACAAAACAUAUUUGUAUAGGAUUUUGAAUCUCAAAACUAAAUAUUCAGAAAUGGAUGAUAUGGUACUAGAGAAGGAAAUCAAUGAGAUUGAAAAUGUAUAUGUAAAAUGCUAUUAAAAUAGAAAGUACUUUAAAGCAGAUUGAGAGAAUGCAUAACCAAAUUGAAAAAAUCAACAAUUCAAAAAAAUUAAGAAAUAAUUCACUUUGUAAUCAGAGUAAGUUAGCUGGGAAGAUAAGAGAUCUUGAAUAACAGUCAAGUAAAGCCCAUUUUCGAAAAUUCAAAUCACUUAAAGUAAUCAAUGGAAAUUGAAAAUCAAUAGACAACAAAUCAAACAAUCAAUAAAAUUGAAAACAGUUUAAUAAAAAGUGUGAUUGUAGAGAGAUAGCAAGUAAGAAAUUAUAUAAAUUUAGAAUAGUAUUGCUUAAGAAGUGAAUGACAGAGAUUUGAUGAAGGAUUUACUAUUUUGUCUUUAAGGAAUAGAGGGCUAAUACAUUUAAUAUGAUGCAUCUUCAGACUCAUUUUGUCUAAGGAAAGAUGUGAAUGUGUCAAUAUCAGUGCGACAAUUAGUGAACUUGAUUUCUGAAUGUGGAUGGCUAUUCAAGAAGAUCUCCACUUUUUGUUAAAUACAACAAUCGAAUCUGAUAGUCUAAGCACUUCAAAAUGUAAUCAAAUUGGAGUUGUCUGAAUAUUACAAAUUGAUAGCAAAUCUGGAGGGAUUAAUCCUAUCAUCUUAAUGUAAAGUAUUAUUACUAUGUAGUGAUCACUUUUAAGAGAAUACACUUCCAUCUCCAAUCCUCUUAUGAUUAUAUGUUGUUCAUUAAUCAAUUGCUCUCCAUAAUCCAAACAAGCAAUCCCCUUGGAACUACAUCCUGUUUGAUUAUAAAUGUAUUGGAGCAAUUUUCAAAACAUGGGUGUUCUUAGACAGCAGAACUAUUUAUGCGUUUAUAAUAGGCAAGUUGCUAGCCAUUAAUGAAGUACAUAAAUGAAUGGAUGUUUGAAGGCAAUCUCCUAGAUAUUGCAAAUGAAUUCUUUAUAGAAAGAGAUGAUUAAAAAGUACUAACUAAGGAUUAAGGAGAAUUGUGGAGAAAAUAAUAUAGGAUUAAUUAUGAUAAAGUCCCAGUAGUUAUUUCAUACGAUGAAGCCUAUAAGAUCUAUGACACAGGCAGGGCAAUAAAUUGGUUGAGAAAACAAUGCGAUAAUAAGAAUUGGUAUUUGGACAUAUAGCCAUUGACUAUUAAUAUGCUUUAGACCAAGGAAUUAUCAUAGUUGAUUAAUCAAGCAAACAAAAACACAAAUACGCAAUUAGUCAAUUUAUUAUUUGAUAAAUUCAAAUUGAUGGACCAUUUUAAGAUGAUUAAAUAGUAUUUCCUGUUGGGCAAUGGUAAUUUCUCUCAGUUAUUGAUUGAAACCCUGUAUACAGAGUUGUCAAAAAAUGCUCAUUUAGUGUAUAAACAUACAUUGACUGGUUUGGUAGAGUCCACACUCAGGUUGAGUAAUGCCAAUUAGAUCAUCUAAUAGAGAUUGUCAGUGAAAUUGUUGGAAGCAUAGAAAAAUGAUAUUGGCUGGGAUAUCUUCUGUUUGGAUUACGAAUUCGAAGAACCACUAAAAACAAUAUUCAAUCAUAGGACUAUGCUCAACUAUUAUAAAAUAUUCAAUUAUUUAUGGCGUAUUAAAAGAGUAGAACAUACUCUCAUCUAAUCAUGGAUGUAAUAAAUUAAAAAUAAAUAUCACUUAAAUGCAAAAUCUAAUGUAAAUAAGGCUCUCAAUUUGAGUCUGUAAAUAAUGAAUUCAAUGAUCCAUUUUAUUAAGAAUUUCUUUAGUUAUUUGAUGUUGGAUGCAAUUGAGACUCCCUGGAAAAAAUUCAUGGAUCAAAUAAACCAAAUUGAAAAUUUAGAUCAUCUCAUACAAUUGCAUGAAUAAUUGCUGAAUGAAAUUAUUGAUAGAACAUUCUUACAUCAAAAACAAGAAGAAAUUUAGAUAAUCUUACUCAAACUAUUUGAAAUAUCAUUCAGAUAUAAGUAGAACUUAGAAAAUCUAUUUCUGUACGUAAGAGAAUUGGUGGCAUAAGAUAGAAGCGAUAAGUUUGAGCAAUCAUUGGAUUCAAUAAUAUCACAUAAAACUACACCCUCAUACAACAUCAAUAUUGAUAGAUAAUUCAAAGGAUAAGAAAUUAUUAAAUUAUUAUUGUAAUUGAGAUAAAUGUAUAGAGAAUAAACCUUGGAAUUGAUUAAGCAUCUACAAAACGAGGAAAAAUUAAAGUUCUUGUUAUUCAAACUUGAUUUCAAUGAAUAUUACUACUUACUGUCAUAAGAGAAGCUAUUUUCUUUAGGAUUUGAUAAGUAAUGCUAUUAUAUUAACAUUCAAGGUUUCUAUAACAAUGUCUCCCAAUAUCAAUAAAGGAAACAGGUAGUUAGAAGGUAAUAUCUGAUUAACCUUAACCUUAAUAAUAAAAGCCAUUGUUACCGCAAUUUAGUUAAAAGUCAAUGACUUCUAUUUAACAAGAUUAUAUAUAGAUUAAAGAAGGAAGUAUAUCUAGUUAUUUAUCAAAUAGUCAGACUUUUAGAAGAAUAGAAGAAAUAGAAAGAUCAGCAAUCAAAAAUAUUGAAGCAGUCUUAAUAAAGAGAAGUAGUUUAGGAAUUACAAAAACCAAUUUCUAAACCUCCUUUACCUUUGCCAUAACCACAACAACCUAUGCUUACGAUGAGUCCAAUUAAUAAACAGUCUACUACAUCCUCUGUCUCAUCUAGUAAUAUUUUCUAGCCUCAACCUUUGUAGAGCUUCUAAUAAUAAUUUGAGCAAUAGAUUCAAUAAUAGCAAUAGAUCAAUCAAAGACUUCAAUAAUUGCAACAAUAAUAACAAUAGAUCUAACAAUUCCAAUAACUACAAUAGCAACCUCAAACAAAACAACCAGCAUUACCUAAAUUUAUUAAUUCACCAUAGCAAAUGUAUUAGGUCUAAUAAUCUUAUCAACCAAAUUUCAAUAACUCUGUACCUUUUUCCCAAAACUAAAGUUAAUCUCAGAUUAGUAUUUUGUAACCUAAUAGAAAUGAUUUAUCGUUGUCAUAAGAUGAAAAUUUACAACAAUUAAUGGAUAAACAAUUCAACGUUGAUGACGAUAGCAGUGAUGAAGAUUUAAUCUGA
Paramecium octaurelia is the source of this 3226-nucleotide messenger RNA. The record is from the annotation of a GenBank genome assembly. NCBI's taxonomy places the organism in Eukaryota, Ciliophora, Oligohymenophorea, Peniculida, Parameciidae.